AUGGAACUCCCGGCCGGCCCCCGAGAACACCCCUCGCGGUGCCUUCACCAGCCGCACCCGCCGACCCUACGGAGGACCCGCUUCGUCUGCGUCUCCGACACCCACAACACCGCCGUCAAGCUGCCCAAGGGCGACGUGCUGAUCCACGCGGGGGACCUCACGAACCAAGGCAGUUAUUCCGAGCUAUCACGAGCAGUUGCCUGGCUCGAAAAGGCAGACUUCGAAGCCAAGAUCGUCAUCGCAGGAAACCACGACAUCACCCUCGACGAACCCUUCUACGCCGAACACGGCCCCCAUUUCCACAACCAAUCCCCACAAGACCCCUCCGCCUGCCUCUCCCUGCUCACCUCCUCCCCGAGCAUAACCUACCUCGCCCACGCCUCCGCCAAAAUCACCCUCACGGCCCCCUCGGGCCCCCGGACCUCCUUCAACGUCUUCGCCUCCCCCUACUCCCCCCGCGACAACGGCCUCUGGGCCUUCGGCUACGACGCGCCCGCCGCCGCCGCCUCGCUCUGGGACGACAUCCCCCUCGACGCCGACGUCGUCGUCACGCACACCCCGCCCCGCACCCACGUCGACGAGUCCCGCCUCCGUCGCGCCGCCGGCUGCGAGGCCCUCCGCCGCGCGCUGUGGCGCGUCCGGCCCCGCCUCGCCGUCUGCGGGCACGUCCACGAGGCGAGGGGCGCCGAGAGGGUGAGCUGGGAUCUCGGGUGCGCCAACGCGGCCUUCAAGGAGGACCGGGUCGAGACGUGGGAGGAUCCCGGGGUCGGGGCGAAGCAGUCCUUGGUCAAUCUCUCGAUGAGGGGCGGGAAGCCUUUGCUGAAUGACGGUUCGGGCGUGGAGGCGGGGUUUGGAACGAGGGUUGAGCCGGGUUUUGAUGUGAGAGGGCUCGGUGGCGAUCCGGCUUCGCCGAGAGCUGAUCGGGAGGCCCUCGCUGGGCGGUUGGGGCGGCGGGAGACGUGUGUUGUGAAUUGUGCUGUUAUGGCCAAGAGUUAUCCGCACGUCGGGGGGAAGACGGUGAAUAAGCCCAUCGUCGUGGAUCUUGAUCUGCCUGUUUGGGAUGGUUGA
Colletotrichum karsti is the source of this 1068-nucleotide messenger RNA. Its product is annotated as ser thr protein phosphatase family protein. The record is from RefSeq and is a predicted model, not a curated record. Bases 1 to 1068 code for a protein of 355 amino acids. Lineage: Eukaryota; Fungi; Ascomycota; Sordariomycetes; Glomerellales; Glomerellaceae. Gene Ontology annotation, molecular function: hydrolase activity. The transcript has 3 exons.